UUGCGCGCGCAACGCCAUAAAUGAUUACCCUAUGGAGCCACCUUAAGUGGUACGGCGCGCAAGAAAACCCACGCGUGACGCGUCGAUUCAUGAGUUAUACAUCGAGUUACGCGUGAUCUGUGUGACCAUUUGAUCUUAUGCAUGUAAAGCAAUUGGAUUUCAUUUUUUUCACAGAAAGUGGAGAUGGUGCAGGGCCAAGUAAUCAAGAAGCCGGCCAAAGUCAAGCUGAAGGAGGAAAUGCAGCAACUCAACAAAUUGAGAUUGAGGAUGAUGAUUCCAGUACUGCCCUAGCUCCACAAUUCGAUGAUGACAGUGACGAUGAUUUAGGGACGCCAGUCUUCUCGUCCACUCCCACCCUAGUGCCCAAAUGUACAGAUUUUAUACAAAGGAAGGUGGAAAAGAUUGUGGAGACAUUUUAUAAUUCAAUCACUAUCAGUGGUGCAGUGACGAAGGAUGUUAAUCAGAGUGCUGAUCAGGCAACAGAAGGUAAAUGUUGAUGAUCCUGACCAGUACUGUUAAGAAAAAUAUAACUUAAGUUAAUUGAUGUUUCAUUAAAGACUGUGAUGAUAUCAAUAUUGUGCCACAAUCACACAUAAUUACAAGUGUCAAGAGACAACAUGUAUAAUUACUCUGGUCACUAGUAUAAAUAAGUAAUUAAGCCGUCAUUCCUAAAAAAUAUCUCACGAUCAGGCACUAAAGAAAAUUAUUAUAUGACCACCUCUGUAAGCGGGCAAGAUGAACCGAAUAUCAUGCUGUGAUUAGCUUUGUCACGGUCAUAAAC
This is a messenger RNA of Orbicella faveolata, 781 nucleotides long. RefSeq lists its product as uncharacterized. NCBI's taxonomy places the organism in Eukaryota, Metazoa, Cnidaria, Anthozoa, Scleractinia, Merulinidae. The record is from RefSeq and is a predicted model, not a curated record.